Molecule: messenger RNA, 426 nt
Organism: Mytilus californianus (California mussel)
Lineage: Eukaryota; Metazoa; Mollusca; Bivalvia; Mytilida; Mytilidae
Product: oncoprotein-induced transcript 3 protein-like
Exons: 3
Coding region: 46-426 (126 amino acids)
Source: RefSeq, a predicted model, not a curated record
UAUUCAGAAAUAUAUGCCGAAGACAAAAGAUCAAAGGACUAUUUAAUGGACCUGUCAAGUGAUCAAGUCAUCAGUGAUGAAUAUUUAGACGCCAGUUGGUACAGACCUUUUAGUGCAAACGGCGAUAAAAUGCCAACUUCUCCUCCUGGCAAAAUGCACUGUGGAACGAUAAAUCCUAUUUGGCUUAAUGGAACUUUACCUACAUAUGAUGAUGGUAACGUUAGCAGAGAAGCAUGCGUUCAAACAGAGAAUGCCAUUUGUGAACAGUCCAUUGACAUAGAAAUAAGGAACUGUGGAGGAUAUUAUAUUUAUUUUCUAAAGGAAACACCACCGAAUUCAUCUUUUUGCUUUGGAAGUGGUCCAGUUAUCUGUCCCGUUGGUACAUCGUCAGAAACAGGGUUUUACCCUGGGUGUAGCUGUAAGUAA